AUGGAGAUGAAGGAAGAUGAGUUGCUUCGGCCAGUUAGCCCUAUUGCCCAGCACAUGAACAGCUCAGUACUAUCCGUUUCUAUUAUUGGUGUUUUGGAAUUUGAAAUGGCCAUUGAUGAACUCAAAUUUAUGUCCUUCCCUAACCAUCUCAUCCGUCUCAACCCGCUCUUUACGUCUAUUAUGGUGAAGGACGUAAAUGGAGAGAGAAAAUGGAAGAAAGUUGAACUAAACAUUGAAGAGCAUAUUAUUGUGCAUACUCCACCCUCAAACUUGUCACUUCAACUCUUCGAUGCUUAUUUCAAUGAAUAUAUGACCAAUUACGCUCUACAAGAGUUGUCUCAAAAUAAACCGUUGUGGGAAAUUCAUAUCAUCAACUGUCCGACCAGUAAUGCAGUUGGAAAUCUAAUUUUCAAGAUUCACCAUUCACUUGGCGAUGGCUAUUCCUUGAUGGGUGUUCUUAUUUCUACCAUGACAAGAGCACGUAAUCCUUCUCUUCCCUUGACUUUUCCUGCAAGGAAAGUUAAGUUAGAGCAAUCAGGGCACAUUCUAGGUUGCGUGUCGCAGUUUUUGUUGUCAUCUAUGAAUACUGUGUUGGAUUUUGGUGGGAACAUGAUGAAAAGCAGUGUUCUUGAAGACGACUUCACACCCAUUAGAUCUGGUCGUGAUGAUGUGGAGUUUAGGACAUUUGUAAUACGAACAAUCACAUUCUCUCUUCAUCAAAUCAAGCAAAUCAAAACCAAGCUCGGAGUGGUAUGA
This is a messenger RNA of Cucurbita moschata (crookneck pumpkin), 756 nucleotides long. RefSeq names its product O-acyltransferase WSD1-like. The coding region runs from base 1 to 756 and encodes 251 amino acids. Lineage: Eukaryota; Viridiplantae; Streptophyta; Magnoliopsida; Cucurbitales; Cucurbitaceae. Gene Ontology annotation, molecular function: long-chain-alcohol O-fatty-acyltransferase activity; diacylglycerol O-acyltransferase activity. The transcript is spliced from 2 exons. The record is from RefSeq and is a predicted model, not a curated record. Gene Ontology annotation, cellular component: plasma membrane. Gene Ontology annotation, biological process: triglyceride biosynthetic process.